Messenger RNA from Megalops cyprinoides (Indo-Pacific tarpon), 5676 nucleotides. Its product is annotated as trafficking protein particle complex subunit 10-like. Gene Ontology annotation, biological process: intra-Golgi vesicle-mediated transport; early endosome to Golgi transport. The record is from RefSeq and is a predicted model, not a curated record. The transcript has 23 exons. Bases 100 to 3894 code for a protein of 1264 amino acids. Gene Ontology annotation, cellular component: TRAPPII protein complex. NCBI's taxonomy places the organism in Eukaryota, Metazoa, Chordata, Actinopteri, Elopiformes, Megalopidae.
GGCCCUGGCAAUACAUUAUUGAAUACAUUAGCGCUUACAAAUAACAACAGUGAUUUGGUUGACGUUUUCAUGGAGGGGCACUGCUGACACUUGGAGUCCAUGGAGUCCCAGGAGGAGAAGCCGAUAAUAUACACAAUGGAAAACAAACCGAUUGUGACAUGUGCCGGAGAUCAGAUGCUUUUCACAGCCUUGUACAACUCACUGGCACAGCACCUGCCCAGAGAACCCAUGGAGUGGAGAAGGUCGUAUGGACGCGCACCAAAGAUGAUUCACCUAGAGGCCAACUUUGUCCAGUUCAAAGAGGAACUGCUUCCCAAAGAAGGAAACAAAGCCCUCCUCACAUUCCCCUUUCUGCACAUAUACUGGACAGACUGCUGUGACACAGAGGUGUACAAGGCCUCGGUGAAGGAGGACAUCGUGCGCUGGCAGAGCCUGCUGCGGGUGCACGGCACGGUGGACUGGCUCAUCGUGGUGGUGGAGAACGACGGGAAGAAGAAGAACAAGACCAACAUCCUGCCCCGCACCUCCAUCGUGGACAAGAUUCGCAACGACUUCUGCAACAAGCAGAGCGACAGGUGUGUGGUUCUGUCGGACCCCCUGAAGGAGUCAUCGCGGUCCCAGGAGUCGUGGAGCUCCUUCCUGACCAAGCUGCGCACCCUGCUGCUCAUGUCCUUCACUAAGAACCUGGGCAAGUUCGAGGACGACAUGCGCACGCUCCGGGAAAAACGCACCGAGCCCGGCUGGAGCUUCUGCGACUACUUCAUGGUGCAGGAGGAGCUGGCCUUUGUGUUCGAGAUGCUGCAGCAGUUCGAAGACGCUUUGGUUCAGUAUGAUGAGCUGGAUGCCCUCUUCACUCAGUAUGUGCUCAACUUUGGAGCUGGAGACGGCGCCAACUGGCUGGGCUCGUUCUGCCAGCCGGUGCGCAGCUGGAACGGGCUGGUCCUGCGCAGGCCUAUCGACAUGGAGAAGCGGGACCUGAUCCAGUGCGGGCAGGCCAGCCUGCUGGACCUGCGCAGCUACCUGUUCUCCCGCCAGUGCACCCUGCUGCUCUUCCUGCAGCGUCCCUGGGAGGUCACGCAGCGCGCCCUGGAGCUGCUGCACAACUGCGUCCAAGAGCUGCGGCUGCUGGAGGUGUCUGUGCUGCAGGGGGCACUGGACUGCUGGGUGUUCCUCAGCUGCCUGGAGGUGCUGCAGAGAAUCGAGGGCUGCUGUGAUCGGGCCCAGCUGGAGGCUAACUGCUCCCACACUGUGGGGCUGUGGACCUACGCCACCGAGAAGCUAAAGUCUUUGGGCUACUUGUGUGGCCUGGUGUCAAAGAACGGGCCAGACUCUGAGGACCUGAACAGAACUGUGGACCUACUUGCUGGCCUGGGGGCGGAAAGACCCGAAACAGCCAGCAGCCUGCAGAGCCCAUACAAAAAACUCAAAGAAGCCUUAUCUUCUGUGGAAGCGUUUGAAAAACACUAUCUGGAGCUCUCGCACGCCGCCAUGGGGAUGUACAAAACCAUCGGCAGGACGCGAUCAGCCCGGCUGGUGGGGAAGGGUCUGGCCGAGUUCUACAUGAGAAAAGGGGACCCCCAAAGUGCAGAAGGUUUCCUUCAGGACUCUCUGAAGAGCUACAUGUCUGAGGGGUGGAGUCUGCCUAUCACCCACACCAGGAAGCAGAUUGCAGAGUGUCAGAAUCAGCUGAACCAGACAGAGGACUAUCUCCAGACAAGUGCCCUGCUGGCCAGCGACGCUAACCUGACCGACGAGGAGCGGAAGCACUUCUGUCAGGAGAUCCUGACCUUCGCCAGCCAGAUGCGGGACAACCAGGUCCCGAAGGUGGUGCUGGGCAUGAGCGCGUUCGCGCAGCUGCGGCAGAUGCAGUUCCGGCCGGCGGCCGCGGUGGUGCACGUGGGCGCCGCCCUGCAGCUGGAGCUGCGCCUGCGCAGCCUGAUGCCCGUGCCCGUGCGGCUGGAGCAGCUGGCCGCCAGCGUGCACUUCAGCCUGGAGAAGGGCGGGGCCCGGGGCAGGGCGGCGGGGGCGGGAGCCCCGCGGCGGGCGGGGCAGGGGCAGGACGGCUCUGCCGGAGCGGUGCAGUUUGCCAGGGAGAGCUCGUCUGGAGUGCCCCCUCGCCCCGCGCCCCCUGCGCUGGAGCUGUACGAAAUACAGGACCGCAGCCCCUCGGACAACGUGCUCAACUCCACGGGCGUGGUCUGCAAGAACGUGCACCUGGUGCUGCGCAGGCAGGACAGCUCCGCCUCCCUGGACACGCCCAGCUCCACCGCCGUUGCCGUGGAAGAGGGGGCUCAGCUGCUGAAGACCCACGAUGUGACGCUGGUGCCCGGCAACAACAGCAUCCUCUUCACGGCUCCCAGUCGAGAGCCAGGCACCUACACGCUACGGCAGCUGUGUGCGACAGUCGGCCACGUGCAGUUUGUCCUGCCACAUAUCUACCCCAUCGUUCAUUACGAGGUGUACUCCCAGGAGCCCCAGCUCACCGUCGAGCCCCUCGCAGACAACCUGCUGGCAGGUCUCCCCCAGAGGGUGAAGUUCACCAUCGUCACAGGGCACUACAGCAUCAAGAAGGGAGACGCCCUGCAGCUGAGCAACACAGACGCCAUGCCCGUCCUCCACUCCUCCACCUGCUCCGCCUCCAUCCUGUCCAGCAGCGGAGAGCCUGUGAGUGAGAGCGUUCUCUCCAUCCAGUCCUCUGAGAAGGUGACCAGCAUCUGCCUGCCCCUCGCCCCUCCCUACCACACCAUUGAGUUCCAGCUGGAGGUGAUGUGCCACAUCCCAGCGGCCCCGCCCCGUCCCGAAACGGAAAGGCUCACCAACGGGGAGAUCUGCCACCGCAACAAGAGCAGAAACAGGACCAACAGUGGCGCGUCCACCAUCGACCAGAAGAUCUCCAUCGAUUGUCCCUGGUCAAUUUACUCUACGCUUGUAGCACUGACAUUCUGCAUCCCCUUUAAAGCCAAGCACUCACUGCUGUCUGCUGGGAAAAGGAAAUACAUUCAGGUGUGUAUACAGAACGUUUCGGAGAAGAACUUCUACCUGGUGGACCAGAGCCUGACGGAGCGGCAACAGGUGUCUUCGCUGGAGCUACAGUGCCUUAAUGGCAAGGCAAAGAGGCUCUUGUACAGUAAGCAAUCACUCUUCUGCCUGUGGGAGAUGAAGUGGACCAAAGAGCCGCCGCCCUGUCUGCAGUGCCUGUUCUCCAUAAGCUUCUCACCAGCUGACGUAGAGGAUUCUGCCUACAAGACGUUCUGCUCUGAGUUCCAGCUGGAGAAUGUGUCUACGCUGUACAGUCUGAGAGCAGAUAUCAGGCCGGCAGCUGGCACAGAGCACUGCCACACUGGCUCCCUCUGUGGGCUGGAGGUGUCCAUCACACGCCUGGCGGAGCUGUGCGAGGCCGAGCGGGAGGACAUGGCGCUGACAGAGACGGACGGGCAGUGUACCACCAAGCUCAUGUACGAAGUGGUGGAUAACAGCAGUAACUGGGCGGUGUGCGGGAAGAGCUCUGGCCUCGUCUCCAUGCCCGUGACAGCCAGCGCCACGCAGAAGGUGCAGAUGGAGGUGAUGCCCCUGUUUGCCGGGAACCUGCCUUUCCCCAAAAUCAGGCUGUUCAAGUACCUGCCCCACUAUGCCACACCCGCCAUCCAGCUAGACACAGACAGCUGCAUUGAGAAUGAUAACAUCUCGCUGCUGGACGAGCAGGCGGCGGACAGCAGCAGCAUCCGCAGCCGCGGCAGCGUGCACUCGCUGGGCGGGGCCGAGCAGCAGCGUGGCCUGCCCAUGCCCCGCCUGGAGCCCUUCGGCUCGGGGCAGGUCUUCAACAGCAGCCGGGGCCGGCAGGUGCUGGUGCUGCCCAGCAAGGACGAUCACGUGCUGGAGGUCAACGUCACGUGACGGCCGCCUGGCCCGACCGCCUGGCCCGCCUCACCCCGGGCCCGCCUCACCCUGGGCCCUGGUGCGGUCGCGCCCCCGGGACCAGGCAGGCGGAUCUCCGCUCCGGACUCGCGGGUCGGGCUCCGGGCGCUCGGGUGAACCCUGCCGUAACUGCGGACAUCACUGGAUCCAGAGACGCCCGUCCUCUGUUUCUCCAUUUCAUUCGGUGCGCUUCAUUUUCCUCUCCUUCUCAUUGGGACCUUAAAACUGUGCUGCUCACUGGCUCCCUCUCCCUGUCGAGGAGGGAAGUGUCUUUCUGACUGUAGCUUUUCCAAUUGGCUCCCUCCUCCUGGACCCUGAGAGACGGUCAGAGCUAUCCCAGGGUGCAUUGCUUCCGCACAGCCGCCUGUGCUUCGCCUCUUUCUGCUUUCCCUGCAGUUCAUGCUGAAGCCCUUCUGAGAUAAGAGGCCUUACCCAGACCUCCCUUUCUACCACUAAUAUGUGGUACACACAAGCACCAGCCCUCUUGUAGAGGUGUGUGUGUGUGCGUGCGCACGUCUGUGUGUAUAUGUGUACAUGUGUGUUUUUGAUUGAGAGGAGAGGGGAGAAGAGUCUCCUGGAAGCAGGAGGACUGCACGGUGACGUGGCCGUGCGGGUUGGGGUCGGGGGGAGUGCUUUAGUCCUGCUGUAAUGCCGCUGUAUGUCUGAAAAAAGAGAUGAGCUGCUGCCUCUACACCCCCACAGGCCCCAAUGCUGAGCCCUGCUGUGCUCCCUCUGCCUACUGUACAUACUGUUAUAUACAUAGAUAUUAUUUCAAGAGUUAAAACAAUCACUGUACUGUCUGUAUGGAUUUCACCAAAAGAGGACAGUUUGACCUGGGUAUAAAUGAGUUUAUGAGAAUACGGUUCUCUGCUCUGCUUUAGUCUGAGAGUCACUGUGGAAGUGCUUCAUGAAAACUCUUUUCCAGCCUACCAGAUUUUUUUUCCUGUAUUUGUUUCUAUAUUAUUUAUGUUUGAGUGUUUUCAAAGCUUUUGUUCCUCUGCAAAGCCCUGAGGAGUUUUUCCCCACACUGCCAGUGUUGUGAUCACAGUAGAGCCGUCCCACUGUCGGCUCACGAGGUGAAUGAAAGUGUGCUGUGAUGACGGAGUGUGUGUAGUGUAGUGCAGUGAUGUGGCGGUAUGUUGUGUAAUGUGGUGAUGUGAGGGAGUGUGUGGUGUGACAUAAUGCUGAGGGAGUGCGUGGUGUAACGUAGUCAUUAGGGAGUGUGUUACGGGGAUGUGAGCGUGUGUUACGGUUAUGUGGGAGUGUGUGGUGUAGAACAGUAAAGAUGUGGCGUGGUGCCGUUUCAUGGGGAGGGACAGUGUGGCGAAAGGCUGCAGGGCCGAGGCUGGUCAGUGAAACAGUGAGAGUGUGCAGUGUUGUGCAGUGAAGCUGUGAGACCCGGCCACGUCUGUGACGAUGUACAGGAGCCUGUGAGGGUCUCGGAACCUGAGGCCGUGUGUACGUGUUUCCCUCAAUCGUGUCAAUGUCGCUGUGUUAACUUCAGGGUUUAAGAGUCGUUUAAGUCCGAGACGACUCCCGCUACCGUCUUUGGAGUGGCCCCAUGCUCAUGUUCUGUAUACACUUGGUGGAGAUAAAGGGUAGCCUGACCCUUAAAUCACACUACAGUUAAUCACAGUCCUUCAGCAGAGGUUUUUCCUGAUUGUUUUUUUUUUUUCCCUCAUGAAAAGGUAUAAUGCUAUGCUGUCCUUUUGUCCAGUACACAGGGCUUCAGUCCUUUUGUACUUCAUAUUUUCAUAGGUU